Callorhinus ursinus (northern fur seal) is the source of this 2761-nucleotide messenger RNA. RefSeq names its product ecdysoneless cell cycle regulator (gene ECD). Gene Ontology annotation, cellular component: nucleus. NCBI's taxonomy places the organism in Eukaryota, Metazoa, Chordata, Mammalia, Carnivora, Otariidae. The record is from RefSeq and is a predicted model, not a curated record.
GCGGGUCUUUCAGACCUUCCAGUGGCCUCAGGUGCCCGGGCGGCGUCUGGACUGACCUUGGGCUACUGGCAGCUCCCGACCGGCUCACGCGGUGGGAGGGGCGGUCGAGGAAAGGGGCCGCAGCGGAGACGCGUGGGGGAGGCCGGAGAAUCUUUUCAAAGAAGAAUGGAGGAAAAUAUGAAGCUUGCUACAGUGGAAGACACUGUGGAGUAUCACCUAUUCCUGAUACCCGAUGAACCAAGGGACCCAGAAAAACACAAAGAGAUUCUUCAAAAGUAUAUUGAGAGGAUAAUGACUCAGUUUGCACCUAUGCUGGUCCCCUAUAUCUGGCAGAAUCAGCCUUUCAAUCUUAAAUAUAAACCUGGGAAAGGAGAUGUUCCUGCUCAUAUGUUUGGCAUGACAAAGUUUGGGGAUAACAUUGAAGAUGAAUGGUUUAUUGUUUAUGUAGUAAAGCAAAUUACAAAGGAAUUUCCAGAGUUAGUAGCAAGGAUUGAAGACAAUGAUGGUGAAUUCUUGUUAAUAGAAGCUGCUGACUUUCUCCCUAAAUGGUUGGAUCCUGAUAAUAGUGCCAAUAGGGUGUUUUUCCACCAUGGAGAAUUGUGCAUUAUUCCUGUACCAAGGAAACCUGGAGCAGUGUCCUGGUUACCUUCCACACCCCCAACAAUCCCGCAAGCAUUGAAUAUAAUCUCAACACACCCAGAAGAAAUUUUGGCUUCAGAAUCUAUACGAGCUGCUGUCAAUAGGCGCAUCAGAGGAUACCCAGAAAAAACUCAAGCCUCCCUUCAUCGUGCGCGCUGCUUCCUUCCAGCUGGCAUUGUAGCGGUGUUAAAGCAGCGCCCCCGAUUGGUGGCUGCGGGAGUCCAGGCGUUUUACCUGCGGGACCCCACUGACCUGCAAGCCUGCCGCGUUUUCAAGACUUUCUUGCCUGAAACACGAAUAAUGACAUUGGUGACUUUCACUAAAUGUCUAUAUGCACAGUUGGUACAACAAAGAUUUGUGCCAGACCGACGGAGUGGAUACAAGAUGCCUCCUCCAUCUCAUCCUCAAUAUCGAGCCCAUGAAUUGGGCAUGAAGUUGGCUCAUGGAUUUGAGAUCUUAUGCUCUGAAUGUAGCCCACAUUUUUCUGACUCCAGGAAAUCCUUCAUGACUACCUCACCACUUUGGGCUGGCUUCCUUGAAAGCCUGAAAAAGAAUGAUUACUUUGAGGGACUGAUAGAAGGUUCUGCUCAGUACCAGGCAAGGCUAGAAAUGGCAAAGAACUACUUCCAACUUUCAGUUAACCGACCAGAAAGCUCUCUUGCUAUGAGCCCAGGUGAAGAAAUCUUAACCUUAUUACAAACUGUACCAUUUGAUAUAGAAGAGCUUAAGAAGGAAGAAGCUAAUCUUCCCCCAGAAGAUGAUGACCAGUGGUUAGAUCUCUCACCAGAUCAACUGGACCAGCUACUGCAGGAAGCUGCUGGCAAAACAGAAGCAGAGCCCAUUUCCAAGGAGGAGCAGAACUACGACUUAAGUCAAGUCUCAGAAAGCAUGAAAGCUUUCAUUUCCAAAGUUUCAACCCACAAAGGAGCAGAGCUACCUCGAGAAACUUCUGAGGCUCCAAUCACUUUUGAUGCAGAGUCUUUUCUUAAUUAUUUUGACAAGAUUUUAGGUCCAAGUCCUCAUGAAUCAGACUCCGAUGAUCUGGCUGAGGAAGACUUUGAAUGUUUGGAUAGUGAUGAUGACUUGGAUCUUAAAACCCAGGAGACUGGGGAAGAAGCAUCUGUAAAAGGAACUCUUAAUAAUCUCAAGUCAUACAUGGCCCAGAUGGACCAGGAAUUGGCACAUACCAGCAUUGGCAAAAGUUUCACCACCCAGAAGCAAAUGGAACCUCUAUCCCAGACUACCAAUAAUUCAGAUGAGGAAGAUUCUGGUGCAGGCGGAUCUGUUAUGACACCAGUGGAUAUAGACCUGAACCUGGUUUCAAAUAUACUGGAAUCCUAUAGUUCCCAAGCUGGACUGGCAGGACCUGCGUCCAACCUUUUACAAAGCAUGGGAGUACAGCUGCCUGAUAACACUGAUCACAGACCCACAAGUAAGCCAACACAAGAUUAGCCAGCACACCUAGCCUCUCUUUUUUUCUUCUUAAAUAAAUAUUGAGUCUCACUGUGCUCCUGUCUAGUUUAGAUGACUCAUUUAGUAAAAAUGUUUCUUCAGUACAAGUUUCACAGGCUAACUUCUCCUCUGUGAGCCCCAAAUGUCCAUUCUGCAUAAGUCUUUGUGAUCUCCGCUGAGGUACAUUACAAGGUUUUGAAGUCAGCAGAAGAGAGAAAAAUCAAGCCCCUGGACAGCCCCUGAGAGAUUUACACACUCCGUGUUUAGAACAUUAAGUUUAUCUUUAUUGAGGAUUAAAGGAAAAGAAAGGAGGGUGAUAGGCAAAAAUGAGAAAUGAAUGAGUUGCUUUUUUAUUCCAGUUACCAGAAAUGACCUUUAGCCAGGCUCACUCUGGUGACAAAUACAUUUGUUUUAAUGUUUUACCUGUUUUUGCUCUUCUGCUUCAUGGACUGAGUGGGCUCUUUUUCUCCUUACCACCUUCAUCACUCAUUGCCACAUGAAUAUUGUCCAGCCAGGUAAUCCCUGUACCAAAGUUCCUUUUAUUUAUCUGCCAUUUUCAGUACCCCAACCCUGCCCUUUUUGCCUCAGCUUUCAGGUAUCCUUGGAGUUCUAAGAAGCAAAGCCCUCCUCCCACUCACUGCCAGGAAAUAAAGUUCAGUGUCACAGCUCC